AUUUAAGAACCAAAAUUCAAUAUGGCGCCUAUCGCUCUGAAGGACAAACGAAUUGAAGAGCUAACAAAACAGUUGGUAAAACGAUUCAUAACAGGAGAGGUAAAUGGAUGGAUUCCUUAAGGCAUGUUCUCUAAUUUAGAUACAAAAUUCAUGCCCGAUUUUGUUUCAUAGCUUGCAAAAAAGAACGUUCCUGUGGCAGUACAGUUUGCCUUGUCAAAUUUUAGGUAGUAUUGUUUUUAUGGUUAUUACGAAUUAAAUAGCAAAGCUUAGUGGUUCGUCUUUUAUUAUGUGGUAGUACAUGAUAGUGGUCGUUAUCUGUAAAGGUUUCAACUUUCUAGCGAUCUUCAAAAGUUAAAUAAACGUAGAUGAUGGGUACGGUACUGACGUACAGGUAUACUGUCUGGAAACUGGGUAACAUGUACUGUAUCUAGACAUGUAGUGUUGUACUUUCUUUGUGCAUUUGUAUUGUACGAUUUUGUUGUAUGGAUUGAAUAUUUUGUACAAAUGGUUACAGUAAAUAUAUAUGCUAGUAUUAGGGUGUGAUUACUGUCCAGUAUUAAACUCUGCAGUACAAUUUAAUUUCAAUAAACAUACAUUACAUAUACCCUUGCCUUGUUAAUUUUUUUGCUAGUAGACAAAAGGUUUUCCAAGCGCCUGAAAGAUCUGCAUUAUAUAAAUGCACUGAAAAGUUCACAUAUUAAACCAUUUUAUAAUUGGAAACUGCAUGUUAGUCAUGUCGUAUUUAACAAAUAUAAAACAUUUUCCGUGUCGAUAUACAGUUUAUCAACACGAGUGGAAAUUGGGAAAACGAUUCCACGAGUGUUGAUAUAACUGUAUAUCAAUACGGAAAAUUUUUAUAUUUGUUUUAUAAUAUAGCACAAAGAAACAUAAAGAAUGAAAUUUUCCAACAUUUCCGUGUUGACAUUGAGUUAUGUCAACACGGCUCUUAGCCAAUCAGCAUUCAGAAUUUACAAGUGCUAUAUUAUAAAUUGUUAUGUUAAAUCUGUAUUUGUGUUUUAGAUACCAUAAAUAUUUAGAUGCUGAUAGUAACAAAGUCGAUAGAACAAUUGAAGGGUAAAUGUCACCAGCCUUAUCAAAAUUGGAUUGCAAUUGACAUUUGUGUUUUAAAAGUAGCCAUAAUAAUGUAGAAAAUAAAAUAUUUGAUUUUUAAGGCUUUGUGAGAAGUUCACUAUCCAUGGUCAAGAGCAUAAAUCAAAAUCACUUUCUACAUUGGUGGAGAAGUUUAUGAGUUGUGCUUUGUUUGAUAAGCAGUAUGGUGAAAAGGUCUGGUGUUUAACUAAGGCUGCCAUACAGAGAUCAAUUUCAGAAAGCUCUGUGUUGUUUUUUUGAAUAGCUCUAUCAGUUCUGAACUGUUAAUUUCCCUAACAGUCCAGUAAGAGCCAAUUAGCCUAAUUCUCACAAAGGCCAAAAUCCACCAUUUUUGGGAUACUGUCUGCCCUCGUGAAAGAUUCUGGACAAUUCAAACAACGUGAAAAUUUACCAUUAUACAAACAACCAUAUUAACUGCACUAAAAAGUCAUAUUUUGUGGUGCAGAGACUCUCAAAUGUGGGACAGGCACUACCGGUAUCCCCAAAAUGGUGGGAAAAUUGGCCGUGAGACAGGCUAAUUGGUCUAGCUCACACCUGGAGAGAAUUUGUUGUGUUUGACGUCAAACUGGAAGCACAGUUCUCGCUUGUGACUCGUAUGAAAUUUUUAAAUCCUGCUUUCAGAGCAGAUUGUAGACAAAUUUUCUGGGUGGGGAUGGGUGCAUUUGAGUGCAACCCCCACACACACACACACCAAGAAUAUUUUGCACCUCUCAGAAAGUUUUCCCACCCCACUCAGAGAAACUUGCACCCUCCCAUCCUCCAGAAAUUGAAAUACCCAUUGGAUUAAAUGGCAAUAUUGAAAUAAGGAUUUUGAGCUAAAUAAGACUAGAAUCCCAAAAUUUUCCCUAAGAGAAUUUUUGGGACAUAUUUUUCCUGGGGACAUAUUUUCCCAACGCCAAUUUCUGCUUGAUUUUGCAAAUUAGUUUUGAAAAAAAAUAAUGAUGGGAAUGUGAAAGUUUUAAGCUUCAAAAUACUGUGUCAUCCAGUAUAUAAUACUGUAUGACAACGCAGGCAAUAUACUGGCAAUACUGCAGACAAUACUCUAUACUGCAGACAAUUAUUUUGAAUAAUAUUUUAAUUUCUAGAGUGAUGUCCAUUAUGCCUUACUUAAAUUUCUGACCGUACUAUCAGAGUCUCCAAUCAAUGCUGUUUACCAUCAACCACACGCAGACCAACCUGAGGAUGGUUAGUUGUUAAAUGUUAUCCCAUUCCCAUUAAAUGCUCAAAAGAACAAGACUACUUGACAACUAAGGAAAUCAACUACUUUUGGCAGAGUAAACAAACGAGUCACAACUCUUAAUGGGUUAAUGCUGAUUAUGGGCAGAUAUGGUCUAGUUAAACUAUUAAUUUUUUUUUAAUUUUAUUUUACAAGAUUCGCCAAACAUAACAGACAUAAAUAAGACUAAUACUUUACAAAAUUUACGUACAAUUUGGGCAGGGACUAGCCACAGAGAUAAUCUCCAAUUAUGGGGUCCCUUACAAUAAGUUACAAUAUAUAUACAUUAAAACAAAUUAUGCUAAAAUGUCAACAACAUGUCCUCACUAAUAACAAGUAAUAAGCUAUCAAGAGACCGAGUUGAGUGGCAUUUGACGCACACUGACUUAAAUGUUCUAGGAUUGUCCGGGUUGUAUAUUUGUUCUAAAAGGUUUAAGUAGUAUAAUUGAGUAAAGAGUUUUUAAAGUAAUUUCCCAUUGAGCAGUAAAGUCAUCUAGCUGGCAUAUUAGAGAAAGUAAAAGGUACACUGGGACACAUUAAUGCAAUAAAAGAAUAUGUUUCAUGAUAGAAAACGUGUCAAGAAAGCGUUAAUCGAAUUUCGUGUAACAACAGAAAGCACAUCUUGGGUUCCAAUGUUUCAUUUCCACUGUUUUGAUACAGGGCAUGUUUCUAAAUGCAUUUUAUUGGCGUUCGGUUAUUUCUGAAAAGUACCAUAGACAAUGGCAUAGAACAGUACUGUCUUUGUCAGUGUAGGUAGUGCAAAUAAAAUGAACAAGAUUUCGUUGGUAGGGAUUUGUAUUUGUAUUUUUUGUAUUUAAAAAAGAACCUCUGUUAGCUAACGCUAGUUUACACGAGGUCUUAAAAAUAGGAUUACCCUACAAGAUAAAAAGUCUAUAAAUCUAGGUAUUUGUAAAAAUUACUAAAAUACGUUAAAAGUUCAAAUAGUUAAUAAUAAUUAUAUGAACCAGUCUAGCUGUUUAAGAACAGCAGACUUAAACAUGGAUUUGGAAGAUAUGAUUUUUAUAGUAUAGUCUAAAUUGUUCCAUAGACGGAUAGCUCUGGUCCUAAAAGCCCGAGCUAAAAAGGUUUUCUUUUUUAACAUAGGUUUCUCUAACAACAUAUUAUCACUUCGACACCUCGACGAAAAUCUAGUAUUGUGUUCAUGAGUAAUUUCAAAUGGUUUAAAAUUCACGUAAAUUGCAUUUGGUUCACCAGAAUAAAGUACAUUAUGCAAUGCCAUUAAGGUUAUGCAACUACCUGAAAAAUAUAAGGAGAAUUUCGACGUUUCGAGCGAAGGCCUUUUGUCUGGAGUUUCUAGAAGCUUGUUCCUACUUCAUCCAGGUGAUCUUGAUACGCGGAAAAGUACUGGCACUAGUUGUCAAAUAGAAAUCCAUUUUAUGAUUAAAACAACUGAAUAUCUCCUGUAAUAUACUUUAUUUCGAUUCCAUAUUUUUGUCAGAGCUAUAGUUCUCAUAACCAAACAUAAUUACAAAAUUUCAACUAGUUUCAUGAAGAAUAAUGAAAGAUAUAAUUGACUGAAUACAUCAAAAUGGAUUUCUAUUCGGACAACCCUUUCUGAGCGCUGAUUGGCUAAAAUACGAACACGAGAUCACCUGGCAUAGCACAGUACAUUGUUCUAAUUUGACAACAUCAACUAAGGUUUUUGCAUGUUUAAUUUAUAGUGAAAGAUAAUUUUAAUUGGACGAAAUAUCUUCUUGAGGGCGAAGAAAAAUACAUCGUGCAUUAUUAUGACACACAUGAAGAGGUAUACUACAGGGUGUAUAAAAAAAAACUGAACAGAUUUGAAAUUGCUCUCAAAUUCGCAAAACACCUAUUUGCAUCCGGUUUUUUAUAUAUAUAGCUUCUUUGGGUACUUAUAAUGUAGAAUAAUGAAAAAAUUUCUCAAACUCAAAUUCUGUGAACCAGGGGGGUGUGUCUUUUCCAACAAACUAAAAAUGGCACGCGCACAAAAUUUAAAAGUUGUAAUCAUAUUUUGAGUUAAUAGAUGGAAACUUUGUCGGGUUUUUAAUUACUGUACAAAAUUUCAGACAAUUUGGUUGAGUUUAAGCCUUUAACUAUUCAUUUUAUUUUAAAAAAUCAGCCUUUCGCAUGCUUAAUUAAUGCGUUUACCUAAUUUGCAAAUUGCUAACAUAUGCAAAUUAGGCAAGGGCAUUAAUUAAGCAUGCAAAUAGCUGAUUUUUAGGAAAAAUGUAACUUUGCGUGAAUAGUUAAAGGGCUUAAACUAAACCAAAUUGCCUGAAAUUUUGUACAGUACUUAAAACCCCGAAAAAUUUUCCAUCUAUUAACUCAAAAUAUGAUUACAACUUUUAAAUUUUGUGCGCGAACCAUUUUUAGUUUGUUGGAAAAGACACCCCCCCUGGUUCACAAAAUUUGAGUUCAAGAAAUUUUUUUCAUUAUUCUACAUUAUAAGUACCCAAAGAAGCUAUAUAUAUAUAUAAAAACUGGAUACAAAUAGGUGUUUUGCGAAAUUGAGAGCAAUUUCAAAUCUGUUCAGUUUUUUUUUGAUACACACUGUAUAUUAUAUGCACAACAUUCUACACUUCUCUCUUACCAAAAUCAUCUAUAUUUAUAAAUUUUGUUCCAUUUAUUUCAUUUCUCUCUCACAGUCAUGUAGUUUUUGAAGUACUAGUUAAAUCAUGAGCAGCUGAUCUUUAUCUGAUAUACAAACUCGAGUCGAAGGCGUGAGUUUCUGUUUGUAUAUCAGAUAAAGAUCGGAUGCGAAUGUUUUAACGAAUAACAUACUUAAAAAACGACCCAUCUUGUGAGUUCAUUGGCGAAGUAAUUUUAAAAAUAAACAUAUUGUCUAAGUCGAGAAAAUCAAAGCUGAAGUUUAUGUAAAUCAGGACAAAUCUUUAUCCGAUGUACAAACAUUGAUUAAACAUUAAUUUCUUUUGUAUUUUCCUCGUGAAUUAUUAAUAAAAUUUUUAAUAUUUAAUACAGUUUUCGUCUUUGUUUCAGGAAUUUUGGAGUGAUUUAGAAUCAGAGGUAUAGUUACACCGUAAUAUAAACUUAAGAUAUUUUUUCUGCAUGAUUUCCCCCAAGCAUAAUGGACGAAUUGUCCCGUUGUCUUGUGUUUUAUAAAAUAGGAUGAAAGUGACAAUGAAAACGACCAAGUUUUAGAAGGACAGGAUUUGGAUGAAGAUGAAAGAAAACAACUCCAAGUAAUUAAUAGAACCGUUCGACAUCCCGAGAUUAAUGGAGUUACAAAGGAGGUCAGUCCGUCACUAAAUAACUGAAUGUCAGGCAUCCAUGUUCUUGAUUUAAAUUGCCGUUGGUUGCUCCAGACCUGUUAAGAAUUUAUGUGGAAAAUUCAUUUCUCCAUAGGCAUAGAUGAUAUUCCAGCGCUAUAGACGAAAUUUUGAUCUAGGCAAGAAGAACGAAACCCAUUACCAUAGCUGGAAAGAGCAUCUUAAAAUGAGUAAAAUUGCAAAGUUUGAUUGUGAAAUGUUGUAUAAAAAUGAGGAAAAUAUAGCCCUGCGAAGUUCGCAAAUUUUGUAUAUAUUUGCAUUACGCACGAGAAAAAUGGUUAUUUUACCGCGCGUAAUACAAAUAUAUACAAAAUUUGCGAACUUUACAAGGCUAUAUUUUCUUCAUUUUACAACAUUUCGCAACCAAACUUUGCAGUUUUACUCAUUCUAAGACGCUCUUUCUAGCUGUGGUGUUGGAUUUCGUUCUUCUUGCCUUGAUCAAAAUUUAGUCUAUAUAGCUGGAAUCACCCAUUCUGAGUUUCACGCUUGUAUUAAAUUAACAGGUGAGAGAUAUUCUUUGUGAAAAUCUAGUGGAAGCUUACUGGUUGACCAAUGAAAGUUCUCGUGUGGCUGAAGAAACAUCGGAAAUGUCACUGGCCUCUCAAUGGUACGAAUAA
Messenger RNA from Paramuricea clavata, 6212 nucleotides. The record is from the annotation of a GenBank genome assembly. NCBI's taxonomy places the organism in Eukaryota, Metazoa, Cnidaria, Anthozoa, Malacalcyonacea, Plexauridae.